Molecule: messenger RNA, 304 nt
Organism: Saccoglossus kowalevskii
Lineage: Eukaryota; Metazoa; Hemichordata; Enteropneusta; Harrimaniidae
Product: 2-Hydroxyacid oxidase 2-like
Molecular function (GO): oxidoreductase activity; FMN binding
Source: RefSeq, a predicted model, not a curated record
CAUGGUGUGCCUCGAUGACUACGAAUAUUACGCUAAAACACACCUAUCGCUUAUGACAUGGAGCUUCUAUUCCUGUGGAACCGAUGACGAAAUUACGUUGGAAGAAAACAGGAGAGCGUUUCGAAGAAUUCGACUGAAACCAAGAGUAUUAAGAGACGUUUCAACACGUGACCUGAAAACUACAAUACUUUGCAGAGAAAUCGACAUACCAAUAUGCAUAUCUCCAACAGCACUCCACGGAUGGGCUCAUCCUGAUGCUGAAGCUGGGGCGGCUAGAGGUAGGACAUUAUGAAGCAAUUAGAAU